AUGGACACAUGGACAGUGCUGCUGACCAUCAUCCUGCAGGCAUCCUUGGCCCACCCCUGGGCUGACAGCGCAGCCCCUGCCCUGCGCUUUGUGGCCGUAGGUGACUGGGGAGGGAUCCCCAAUGCCCCAUUCCACACAGCCCGCGAAAUGGCCAGUGCUAAAGAGAUUGCAAGAACCGUACAGACACUGGGUGCAGACUUCAUCCUGUCCCUAGGGGACAACUUCUACUUCACUGGUGUGCGGGAUGCCUAUGACAAGAGGUUCCAGGAAACCUUUGAAGAUGUCUUCUCUGCCCCCUCCCUUCGCAAUGUGCCCUGGUACGUGCUAGCCGGAAACCAUGACCACCUUGGCAAUGUCUCGGCACAGAUUGCAUACUCCAAGAUCUCCAAGCGUUGGAACUUCCCCAGCCCUUUCUACCGCCUUCGCUUCAAGGUCCCACGGACCAAUGUGUCUGUGGCCAUCUUCAUGCUGGACACAGUGACCUUGUGUGGCAACUCAGACGAUUUCCUCAGUCAGCAGCCUGAAGGGCCUCGUGACCAGGCACUGGCCCGCACCCAGCUGUCUUGGCUCAAAAAACAGCUGGCCUCAGCCAAAGAGGACUACGUGCUGAUAGCUGGCCACUACCCGGUGUGGUCCAUAGCUGAACACGGGCCCACCCACUGCCUUGUCAAGAAACUGCAGCCACUGUUGGCCAUGUAUGGGGUCAGCGCCUACCUGUGUGGUCACGACCAUAAUCUGCAGUACCUUCAGGAUGAGAAAGGUGUGGGCUAUGUGUUGAGUGGAGCCGGGAACUUCAUGGACCCCUCAAAACAGCACCAGCACAAAGUUCCGGAUGGCUACCUGCGCUUCCACUAUGGGGUUGAGGACUCACUGGGCGGUUUUGCCUACUUAGAGAUCGGCCCCAAAGAGAUGAGCAUCACUUACAUUGAGGCCUCUGGCAAGUCCCUCUUCAAGACCAGCCUGCCCAGACGACCUAGGCCCUGA
Chrysochloris asiatica (Cape golden mole) is the source of this 984-nucleotide messenger RNA. It is a transcript of the gene ACP5, whose product is annotated as acid phosphatase 5, tartrate resistant. The record is from RefSeq and is a predicted model, not a curated record. The transcript is spliced from 4 exons. The coding region runs from base 1 to 984 and encodes 327 amino acids. NCBI's taxonomy places the organism in Eukaryota, Metazoa, Chordata, Mammalia, Afrosoricida, Chrysochloridae. Gene Ontology annotation, molecular function: ferrous iron binding; acid phosphatase activity; ferric iron binding. Gene Ontology annotation, biological process: bone resorption.